Molecule: messenger RNA, 8299 nt
Organism: Alosa sapidissima (American shad)
Lineage: Eukaryota; Metazoa; Chordata; Actinopteri; Clupeiformes; Clupeidae
Gene: tecta
Product: tectorin alpha
Exons: 36
Biological process (GO): cell-matrix adhesion
Molecular function (GO): protein binding
Source: RefSeq, a predicted model, not a curated record
UAUGUAGAACAUUCCAACGCCAUGUUUCUCGCCGUUUGAUGGUGAUCAAAAUGCAUAAAAAUACAUUAUUUUAGCGUCUUAUGGCACCUGCGUAAAGGUAUAAUCAUGUGUCAUCUGUAAUCGAGGUAUGAAAUAAAAUGUCCUUCGCCCAGCAAUGUUUUGAAUUGAAUUCAUAAGUAGUACGUCAUUUCCUGCACGAGGAAGCCCUUAAAUGUGUCAACAGAUCGCAAAACAAAUACAUACAGUAACAGUUAAGAGUUGCGCUCGAUGGUCGGAGUCAACGGUAAGAGAGCUGUGUUGGUGGAUUUCUCGGAAUAAUGCACCGCAUUUGAUGAAUGGGGCGUUUGGUGAGUCCCUUCCCAUCACCACAGACUCACCAGGCUUCAUUGUCAAGAUUGGGAUCCUGAUUGAUUGACUUUCCUGUCUAACCGGAGGUGUUCCUGUGAAAGACGCCGGGGUGACACAAUGGACGGGUCAGAGGAGUUUGAGGGACGCACCAUGGUUGAGGUGAUCACUGACAAGUACAACCUGGAGAACUUCCCCUACUGUCGUGGGCCCGGCACGGGUGUGGUGGUUCUGACCAGCCCACAGAGUUCUCCAGUGAAAGGCCAGCUGAACUUGCCUCGAGUGCUCGUGCUGGACAGCUGUGGAAUCACCCAGGCUGGAGAUGAAUCAGAGGUUGCCACCUUCUGUGCCCAUGUGGUAGAGCUGGACCUUUCAAAUAACCACCUGCAAGAGUGGGGGGAGGUCUUGAAGAUCGUGUCCAACGUUCCGAAGCUGGACUUCCUCAACCUCAGCAUGAACCCUCUGAGUGGGUCACAGCUGGAGCAUGAGGCGGAGCCUUUUCUAGAGCUGCGCCACCUGGUCCUCAACAACACCCACGUGUCCUGGGGAGUCCUUCACAAACUCACUCGGGAGAUCCCAAAGCUGGAGGAGCUCUUCCUAUGUCUGAAUGAAUAUCGGUCCGUCCAGUUGUCCGAUGUGCCUUGCGCCUCCCUGCGGCUAUUGCACAUCUCGGACAACCAGCUGCAGGACUGGGCCGAGGUGCGUAAGCUCGGCCUCAUGUACCCCGGGCUCCAGUCCCUCAUCCUCGCCAACAACACGCUGACCUCCAUCGAUGAGCCACAGGAGUCUCUCUGCCGCCUGUUCCCCCAGCUGCGCUAUAUCAAUCUUCAUAACACAGGUCUGAGUCGUUGGGAGGACAUUGAGAGGUUGAGCAUGUUCCCCAAGCUGCAGGAGGUCAAAGUCAUGGGGGCUCCGUUACUGCAGUCCUACAGCACCACAGAGCGAAGGAGUCUCGUGGUGGCACAGCUCCCUACAGUCACGGUGCUGAACGGGAGUGUGGUGACACCAGGAGAGAGGGAGGACGCCGAACGUUUCUUCGUCCGCUACCACGUUGAGUAUCCUGAGAAUGAGCUACCUAAAAGACAGAAUUAUAAUAGCUACAGAAGGAUAUGGGUUGAUUUCUUCUUUGCAGUAAUGGACCAUCAGUAGAGCCCUUUUUCUCAGGAUAUCCUCUACCCCUUUGGACCGGCCUAUAGGGAUUUAGAGACCCCAAAGAUGGACGAUGGCAGCUCCCCAGAAAUUCCUCUCCUCAUCCCUUUUUUCUUCUUCACCAUCCCCUACCGCUCUCUCUACGUAAACAACAAUGGAGUGAUCUCCUUUGGUGUACAGGUAAGCCAGUUCACCCCUGAAGCUUUCCCCCUCAGCGACAGUCGCUCCUUCAUCGCUCCUCUCUGGGGCGACGUACACAAUGGCAUCCGAGGCGACGUGUACUAUCGUGAGACCAUGGCGGCAGACAUCCUGGAAAGGGCAACCCUGGAUGUCCGCAAGAUAUAUAAAAACAUGGGCUCCUUCACAGCCACCUGGGCCUUCAUUGCAACGUGGCAUCAGGUCACAUUUUAUGGAGGCAGCCAGACCACUCCGGUGAAUACAUUUCAGUGCGUCCUCAUUUCGGAUGGAGUAACAUUCUUCUCCAUGUUCAACUACGGAGACAUUGCCUGGAGCACAGGCACAGCCAGUGGAGGAGAUCCCCUUACCGGCCUGGGCGGAACCACAGCACAGUCAGGUUUUAAUGGCGGCGAUGUGAGUCACUUCUUCAACCUCCCUGGCUCUCGUACCAAUGAUGUCGUGAACAUUGAACAAACCACCAACGUCAACCAUCCUGGCCGAUGGUUCUUCCGGGUUGACACAGAGCAGAUAGAUCCAGCCAAUGGGUGCAGCUAUAAUGGUCGUUUCUACCGACGGGGCGAGGUGUUCUGGCUGUCAGACCAGUGCUCCCAGCGGUGCCGUUGUCUGGAUAUAGAUAAUGAGGUCUUUUGCCAGGAGGCUCCGUGUGGGCAGCUAGAAACGUGCGAACAGCUGGACGGCGCCUACUACUGCCAGCCUACGCGCACUAGCACCUGUGUGGUGUUCGGAGACCCCCACUACCACACCUUCGAUGGUUUCCUCUACCACUUCCAGGGCACCUGCUCCUACUUGUUGGCCCGUCCCUGUUGGGAGAGCCCUGGGCUUCCCUACUUCAGUGUGGAGGCCAAGAAUGAGAACCGGGGCUCUGCGAUGGUGUCCUGGCUUCGAGACGUCACUAUAGACGUUUACGGCCAUCGGAUAAAUCUGCCAAAAGGCAGCCUGGGAACAGUUCAGGUGGAUGGCCUGAUGCGGACACUUCCAGUGCAGCUUCAGCUUGGAGCUGUCCGAGUGUAUCAGUCGGGCGUGGCCGUUGCCCUGGAGACAGAUUUCGGCCUCCUGGUGACAUAUGAUGGGCAACACUACGCCUCCAUCUCCCUGCCGAGUCCUUACUUCAACAACACCUGCGGCCUGUGCGGCAACUACAACGACGAUCCGGCCGACGACCCCGUGCUGCCGGACGGCUCGCUGGCAGAGAGCGUGGUGGAGCUGGGAGGAAGCUGGAGGGCAGAGGACUUUGACUGGCGAUGCACAGAUGGCUGUGCCCACAACUGCAGUGUGUGCGACCCAACCACCGAGGCCUUCUACUUCAAGCCGGACUACUGUGGCCUCAUCAACAAGACCGACGGGCCCUUCCGAGACUGCCGUGCAGUGGUUGACCCUACUGCCUUUGUGUACAGCUGUGUGUACGACAUGUGUAGUAACCGGGAUAACAUCACCACACUGUGUCAGGCCAUACAAGCAUACGCCCUGGCAUGCCAGGCACUUGGGGUUACCAUUCGUCCCUGGAGAUCACGCACAUUCUGUGCUCUGAACUGUCCUGAGUUCAGCCACUACGAGGUGUGCACCAGCGCCUGCCCCGCCUCCUGCUCUGAGCUGACCUCCCACCUGCACUGCACACACCCUUGCACCGAGGGCUGCCAGUGCGACCAGGGCUAUGUGCUGAGCGGCAGCCGCUGUGUCCGCCAUGAGGACUGCGGCUGCGAGCAGGACGGCCUCUACUACACCCUCAACGAGACCUUCUGGGCUGGGGAGGCCAGCGAGCACGGCGGCGAGUGCUCCCAGCGCUGUGUGUGCGGGCCGGCCGGCGAAGUGUCCUGCUUCACUGACUCGUGCCAGGAGGGGGAAGUGUGCAUAGCCGAGGUCGGGCUGCUGGGCUGCUACCCCCGGCGUGAGGGCGUCUGCUUCCUGUCCCAGACACAGGUCAUGUCCACGUUCGACGGCAUCGCGCUGCCAAUCCCUGAUGAGAGCUCCUUCUACCUGGUGAAACCGUGCGUGGUCAUGUCAGCCAACGUGUCUGUCGUGGAGGUGAAGAUGGGAAGAAAGCUGGUGAAUAAAGGCCCCACCUGGAUGCGACCGGUGGUCAUCAGGGUGGGUCACGUGGAGGCUCAGAUCGGUGGAUCAGAUUUUGACUCUGCAAAGUUGAAUGGAGAGCCUGUGGGUCUCCCCUAUGUCCAUCCAGUGGAUAUGCUGACGAUAUACAAGAAGGGAAACAUGACUGUUGUAGAUUGGAAUGGCCUGGUAAAAGUCCGCUACUCCCACCAUGGCCAGCUCAACGUCUCCCUCUCCACUGUCUAUUACAAUGCCACCUGUGGCCUGUGUGGCUUCUUCAACAGCGACCCCAACGACGACCUGCGCCUGCCCAACGGGCGGCAACCAGAGACAGCUGAGCUCUUUGUGGAGGGCUGGAGAGCUAUUGCGGAUGACCUGACGUGUAAUGGGGAUUGUGAGGAUCUGUAUCGCAUGUGUGUGGAUUUGCGGCUCUACCAGAGCCCUUGGCUCUGCGGGAACAUCAACGACCCGGGCAACAGCUCCUUCCUGGCGUGCCACAUGGCAGUCAACCCCUCGCCGUUCUUCAGAAACUGCCUCUAUAACAUGUGUGUGAAAGAGGGCAACCGCUCAGCGCUCUGUUCCUCCCUACAUGCCUAUGCCUCAGCCUGCCAGGAUGCACAGAUCAGUUUAGGAGCCUGGCGAACUGCCACCAAUUGCCCUCUGCCCUGCCCUGAGAACAGCCACUUUGAGGAGUGCGCCAGCUCCUGUCCAGUGACCUGCACCAACCUGGACGAGCUGGACGAGCCGUGCCCGCUGCCCUGUGCCGAGGGCUGCCAGUGCGAGGAGGGCUACGCUCUCCGGGACGGGCAGUGCGUGGCGCGGAGCGACUGCGGCUGCAUGUACAUGGGUCGGCAGCUGGCCACCAACGAGACCUUCUGGACAGACUGGGAGUGCCAAGAGCGCUGCUUCUGCAACGGUACCGACAACAGCGUCUACUGCCAGUUCGCCCCCUGCGACACCGAGGAGUUCUGCCAGGAGGACGAGGACCUCUACUUCUGCCAGCCGCGCACCGAGGCGCUGUGCGCCGUCGCCGGCUACAGCCACUUCCUGCCGUUCAGCGGCAUUCCGUUCGACCUACAGAGCAGCUGCUCGCUGAUGCUGGCCACCACGCAGUGCGGGGAGGAUGAUGACAGAAGCGACAGGCUGCCCCAGUUCAAGCUGUUUAUCCGGAACGAGGAACGAGACACGCAGCAGUCGAUCUGGGUCCGGGGCUUUGUCCUGGAGGUGUAUGGCUAUGAGAUAGAAGUGUCACGGAGCUACAAGAACACUGUCACGGUGAAUAAGGAGCGCCUGUAUCUGCCUCUGAAAUUGGGCCCGAGCAAGGUCAAUAUCUACACCCUCGGUCUGCAGCUGAUGGUGGAGACAGAUUUUGGCCUCAAAGUGGCCUUUGACUGGAACACCCGCGUGCUGCUGUCCCUGCCACGCAGCCUCUACAACGCCACCUGCGGGCUUUGCCAAGGAGUGCCCCUGUCUGGUUCUAGCACCACUGUCACUCAAUGGGGCAUGACAUGGGCAAAGCGCGAGACGUUCUGCCAGGUGGGGUGUGGCGACUCGUGUCCCAGCUGUGGGAACGCGGAGAGGUCUGCAGAAGGCCCCGUGCUGUGUGGGCUGCUGGUGGACCGCGGCAGCGUGUUCGCCCACUGCCACAGUAUGGUGCCGCCGCCGUACUUCUACCAGAGCUGCCUGCAGGACGCCUGCCUGGACCAGGGGGCGCGCGAGACCAUCUGCAACUGGCUCCAGAUCUACGCCAGCACCUGCCAGACUCAGGGAGUGCCCAUCAUUGGCUGGAGGAGCAACACACCAUGCACUGUGUCAUGCCCAGCAAACAGUCACUAUGCCAGCUGCAUGAUGGUGUGCCAACCCCAGUGUGCCCCAGCCCGUGGGCAGCGUGACUGUAACCAGUACUGUGUGGAGGGAUGCCAAUGUGACCAGGGAUAUGUGCUCAACGGCAAGAGCUGCAUCCUCAGUCAGAACUGUGGCUGCUACACCAACAGCAAAUAUUACGAGCCUAAGCAGCUGUUCUGGAACGGCGACUGUACCAAGCGCUGCCAGUGCAUCGGGAGGAAUCUGAUCCAGUGCGACCCCCGCCGCUGUAAGGCCGAGGAGGAGUGCACGCUGCGCAACGGCGUGAGAGGCUGCUUCGCCCGACGCACCCAGCACUGCGUCGCCUCGGGCGGUGGAGUGUUCCGGACCUUCGACGGCGCCUCUCUCCGUUUGCCUGCCUCCUGUUCGUUUGUCCUCUCCACCAUCUGCCACAAGCUGCCAGAGCUCUCGUUCCAGCUCAUUGCCAACUUCGACAAGUGGAGCACGCCAAACCUCACCACUAUCUCACACGCCUACCUGUACAUCAAUGAGGAGAACAUUCUCAUCUCUGGGAGCACGGUCAAGGUAAAUGGUACCCCUGUGACAGUACCUUUUGUCACGGGCCUGAUGACACGCGUGUCCACCUCAGAGGGCUUCCUGGUCAUUGACACGCCCCAGGAGAUCCAGGUGCGCUACAACCGCUUUAACACCCUGAGCAUCACCAUGGGGCCCCGGCUGCAGAACAAGGUGUGCGGCCUCUGCGGCAACUUCAACGGUGACCCCACCGAUGACUACAUCACCUCCCGCGGCAAACCAGCCACCAGCGCCCUGGAGCUCGCGCAGAGCUGGAAGACCAAUGGCAUGCAAUACAGCUGUGAUGAGACCCAGUAUGUGGCCCUGGCCCAGUCCUGUGAUAACACGGCUGUGGCAGCCCUUCAGGCUGAGGACAGCUGCCUGAAGCUCACUGAGAUGAAGGGUUUCUUCCAGCCCUGCCACGGCCUGCUGGACCCCAGGCCCUUCUACCAGUCCUGCUAUCUGGACGGCUGCUACAACCACCACAAGGCCCAGGUGUGCGGCUCCAUGGCGGCAUACGCCGAAGCGUGCCGCUCCUUUGGCACGCUCACGACCAAGUGGAUCACCCAGGAAAACUGCUCAGAAUGGAUCUAUGACCCCUGUGCCGGAGAGAUCUGCACAAACAACACAUGUGAGCAGGAGAAUGGAGGAGACCUGUGUGGUUGUCCGGAACUGCCCAGCAAUGAGAUAGGAGAGGAUGACAUCCUUCAGGCAGAGGUGAUAUGUAAGCAUGCUCGGAUGGAGGUCUCUAUAUCCAAGUGCAGGCUCUUCCAGCUGGGCUUUGAGCGGGAGGAUGUGCGCAUCAACGACCAGCACUGCCCUGCCAUAGAGGGAGAGGGCUACAUCUCUUUCCACAUCAACAACACCAAAGGUCACUGUGGCUCCAUUGUACAGUCUAAUGGAACACAUAUCAUGUACAAGAACACUGUCUGGAUAGAGAGUGUGAACAAUACAGGAAAUAUUGUGACACGUGACAAAACAAUCAAUGUGGAGUUCUCCUGUGCCUAUGAGCUGGACAUCAAGAUCUCCCUGGAGACGGUGCUAAGACCCAUGCUAAGUGUCAUAAACCUCACGCUGCCAACUCAAGAGGGAAGCUUCAUCACCAAAAUGGCUCUUUAUAAGAACUCCUCCUACCGCCAGCCUUACCGAGAGGGCGAAGUCAUGCUCAGCACGCGAGACAUUCUGUAUGUUGGCGUAUUCGUGGAGGGGGCAGAUGCGCGGCAGCUCAUCCUCAUCGUGAACAUGUGCUGGGCCACUCCCUCCCGCUACAGCACUGACCGACUGCGCUACAUCAUCAUAGAAAGAGGCUGUCCCAACGUCAAAGACAACACCAUUGGCAUGGCUGAGAAUGGCGUCUCUCUUACAUGCCGAUUCCAUGUUACUGUGUUCAAGUUCAUUGGUGACUAUGAUGAGGUCCAUCUUCACUGUGAUGUCACACUCUGUGACUCUGAAGUCCAACCAUGUAAAGUGAACUGCCCACACAGCAGGAGAAUGUACUCAGGAGAAACUGAACACAGGCAACAGCAGAUACUGUCCAUAGGACCCAUCAAACGUAGAGAGACCGACUGGUGUGAAGACAACAAUGGAGGCUGUGAACAGAUGUGCACCAGCCAGAUGAGGGGACCAGUGUGUAGCUGUGUCACAGGAAUGCUCCAGAAAGAUAGGAGAAGCUGCAGAGUGGCUGGUUCUGGUGCUCAACUCCAACCUCUCAUUCCUCUGGUAAUUUUUGGAGUGACCUAUGCUCUUCUGACCCUCACACACACAUUGUCCUGUUUGUCCUAACCCUUCAUGCAACCACACAAGGGAGGAGAGAGGUGGGAAGGACCCAGAUUGAUGGCAAGUAAUUGAGAGACAAGGAGAAAAGGAGCAGCGUAAGAAAACUGAGCAUCCAUUCAAAAAGCGUCACCAUAAAGCAAUAAUAAAACCAAAACACUGCCGAGAAGAAUCAUCAGCCGCAUCUGUUCAAUGAUGUGAAGGACAUCACACAGUGAUCAGCCUUUUUUUAUAUUGGGGCCCUGUGUCUGAAGGCGCUGGAGAUAUCCAAUGAGACAACCCCAGAACGCAACAAAUCAAAACAGAUCGGGUUUAGACGUGAACAAAAUAAUUGAACAGGAACAAUACAAACUGUGUCAGAAUUUCAAAAGUAAAUAUAGUGGACAAUAAAAAGUGUGACUUGGCAAAAUUA